CAACAGAAACUCAACCCUCACUCUGCUGCUGCUUCUCAGAGUGUGUGCUUGGUGUGUGUGAGAGCUAGAAAAUGGCGGAGGCGAUUUCUCAGGAGGAAGACUCUUUCACAUGUCCAGUGUGUCGGGAUCUGCUGAAGGAAACAGUGACUCUUCUCUGUGGACAUAAUUUCUGUAAGAGGUGCAUUAAGGGCUGCUGGGAUCAGGAGGAUCAGAAAGGAGUCUACAGCUGCCCCCUGUGCAAACACACCUUCACUCCCAGACCUGUCCUCUACAAAAACCCUCUGAUUGCUGAAAUGAUUGAAAAAUUUGGGAAGACCGGAAUCCAGGCUACUGUUCCUGCUCAAUGUUAUGCUGGACCUGGAGAUGUGGAGUGUGAUGUCUGCACUGGGAGAAAACUCAAAGCUGUGAAGUCCUGUCUGGAGUGUCUGGUGUCUUACUGUAAAGAUCACUUCAAAGAUCACAAUAGACUUAAUCGUGGAAGAAAACACUCAGUGAUUGAUGCCACAGGGCAGUUACAGGAGAGGACCUGCUCCGAACAUAAGAAGAAGAUAGAAGUAUUUUGCCGUACCGAUCAGAAGUGUAUCUGCUAUAAGUGCAUGAUGAAGGAACAUAAAGACCAUGACACAGUCACAGUUGAAGAAGAAUGGAAAAACAAACAGAAGCAGUUAAAGAAGAAUCAGAGGAGAAUCCAGGAGAGAGAGAGGGAGCUGCAGGAGCAGCUGAAGGCUGUGAAGAUUAUCAAGAGCUCUGCACAGACAGCAGUGGAGGACAGUGAGAGGAUCUUCACUGAGAUGAUCUGCUCCAUUGUGAGAAGGUACACUGAGGUGAGUCGGGCUGAAGGACUCCUGAAGCAACUGGAGCAGGAGAUUGCUGAGCUGAAGAGGAGAGAAGCUGUGCUGGAGCAGCUUUCACACACAGAGGAUCACAUACAUUUCCUCAAGAUAAUCCCAUCCAUCAGAGAACUUCCUCACUCCAAAGACCUCAUCACUUUAAGCCAGAGUGUCUCUUCUGAGGCUGUGAAGGAAUCUGUCUCUGCAUUGAAGGUGCAGCUAGAAGAGAAAAUGGAUAGCACCUUCAAGCAGCAAGUAGACAAGAUAUCUGCAGCAGUGUCUGUGGUCCAGGAUGAUUCAUCUGAAUCAGAGCAUUCUGAUCCUGAACUCCCAGUCAGAAGAACAAACAAGGCAUUGCCACCAUCCAGUUCUGAUCCUGAACUCCCAGUCAGAAGAACAGACAGUUAUGAGGCACUGCCACCAUACAUGUCUGAAGUCCAGGAUGAUUUGUCUAAAGCAGAAACCAGGAAGGAGCCGUGUAAGUUAGACACACAUACAUCCACACCCAACACAAAUGAGAAUAUAUCCUAUUGA
Messenger RNA from Alosa sapidissima (American shad), 1364 nucleotides. RefSeq names its product E3 ubiquitin-protein ligase TRIM47-like. The record is from RefSeq and is a predicted model, not a curated record. The transcript is spliced from 8 exons. The coding region runs from base 72 to 1364 and encodes 430 amino acids. Lineage: Eukaryota; Metazoa; Chordata; Actinopteri; Clupeiformes; Clupeidae. Gene Ontology annotation, molecular function: zinc ion binding.